GCGACUCCCCCUUCAUUUACACCUUUCGUCCUGUCUGUCUGUCUGCUUUUCUUGAUCGCAGUCUCUCGCAAACGGCCUUGUUCGAAUCUCACAGUCCUUUUCGUACACGUUCAACGACGACUUUAUUGUUCGACACCGCGCGAGACGAAUCUACCUUGUUGUGCCAUUUCUCUUCAGAGCUCAGGCACACUCCCUCCACUCUUCAAGAAGUUUUUUAGGAUCAGAAAACCUCACCUACCGACAAAAUGUCCAAGCUUUUCAUUGGCGGCCUUGCAUGGCACACCACCGAGGAGACUCUGCGCUCCAGGUUCGAGGAGUUCGGCGCCGUCGACGAAGCCGGUCGUCGUCAAGGACCGUGA
Molecule: messenger RNA, 359 nt
Organism: Verticillium alfalfae VaMs.102
Lineage: Eukaryota; Fungi; Ascomycota; Sordariomycetes; Glomerellales; Plectosphaerellaceae
Exons: 4
Coding region: 246-359 (37 amino acids)
Molecular function (GO): RNA binding
Source: RefSeq, a predicted model, not a curated record